UCAUCACGUGGCCGGAUGUAUUUCGGCGGAGAAACAGGAAGCGCUACAGCAGGGAGAGAGAGAGAGAGGGGAGGUGGAGUGGGGCGCUUGAAUGAAACUGGCAGGCCGUGAAAACGCUGCCAUCUCCCAAAUCAGGACCGCACCGGCCGAGGCUGGGAUGUGGGUGGCACAAUGAGCGUGAAAGCUUUUGAGCUGGUUCCCGCCGUGGCGCGGGAGCAGGUGAUGGGCGAGAAAGUGCGGAUAAACAUCGAAUGCGUAGAGUGCUGUGGCAAACACCUGUACCUGGGCACCAAUGACUGCUUCAUCCAUCACUUCAUACUAGAGGAGCACACGACAGCCAAAGGUAAGCUGGCUUACAAUACCCAGAAGCUCCUCCACAAAUACCUAGGCCUGAAAAAGCCAGUGGCAGAGCUGAAGGCCGCCUCUGCUUUGGAACGUCUAAUCGUCCUCUGUGAUUCAACCAUCACUGUUGUGGACAUGGUUACCCUGGAGCCUGUGCCCUUCGGGGGCACUAAACUCAAAGGUGUGACUGCGUUUUGCAUCAACGAGAAUCCGGUGACGGGGGACCCGUUCUGUGUGGAAAUGGCAGUGGUUUUCGCACGCAGGCGGGCUGUCCAGAUCUGUACGGUCCAUGAGGACAGAGUGCAAAUGUUAAAGGAAGUGACCACACCAGAGCAGCCCUGUGCCCUGAGCCUGGACGGGUACAAUAUCUGUCUGGCGCUGUCCACACAGUACAUGAUUCUGAACUACAGCACAGGAGCUUCUCAGGACCUGUUCCCUUACGACUGUGAAGAGAGGAAACCCAUUGUUAAGAGGAUCGGCCGGGAAGAGUUUCUCCUGGCUGCCCCAGGCGGGCUUGGGAUGUUUGCUAACGCUGAAGGCAUAUCUCAGCGUGCUCCGGUGAGCUGGUCAGAGAGCGUGAUUGCGGCGGCUGUGUGUUUCCCGUAUGUGGUCGCGUUGGAUGAAGGUUUUGUGACUGUUCACAGCAUGUUGGACCAGCAGCUCAAACAGACGCUGUCAUUCAGAGAUGGACACCUUCUGCAGGAUUUUGAAGGUAAGGUGGUGUUGGCCUCAUCAAAAGCGGUGUAUAUGCUGGUGCCUCUCCCUCUGGAGCGUCAGAUCCAAGACCUGUUGGCGAGCCAUCGAGUUGAAGAGGCCCUGACCCUCACCGAGGCGGCACAGAGAAACAUUCCCAAAGAAAAAUAUCAGAUAUUGCACAAAAGAAUUCUCCAACAAGCAGGAUUCAUCCAAUUUGGCCAGCUUCAGUUUUUAGAAGCAAAAGAGCAUUUUAGGAAGGGACAGCUGGACGUACGGGAGCUGAUCUCUCUUUACCCGCUGCUCCUGCCCGCUUCUUCCUCUUUCACACGGUGCCAUCCACCACUCCAUGAAUUUGCUGACCUGAACCACCUGACGCAGGGGGACCAGGAGAAGGUACAGCGCUUCAAACGUUUUCUCAUUAGCUACCUACACGAGGUGCGCAGCAGCGACAGCGCUAAUGGUUUCCGUGAAGACGUAGAUACGGCAUUGCUGAAGCUGUAUGCAGAGACCGGCCACGAGAGUCUUCUGGACCUGCUGGCCUCGGAUAAUGCCUGUCUCCUGGCAGACAGCGCCCCCUGGCUCGAGAAGCAUCACAAGUAUUACGCUCUUGGGCUUCUAUAUCACUACAACGGUCAGGACUCUGCUGCUUUACAGAUGUGGGUUAAGAUUGUCAACGGAGAUCUCCAAGACUCAACACGACCGGAUCUGUUUGAAUAUGUCGUGGAUUUUCUUAGUUUCUGCACCAAACUUGACCUCGUGUGGCGGCAUGCGGACUGGGCGCUACAGAAAGAUCAAAAGAUUGGUGUCCAGAUCUUCACCAAAAGGCCUACCUCAGAGGAGAAGAUAGGGCAGUUAAACCCAGAUGACGUGAUUACGUAUUUGCAGAAGCACAGUCAAGCCCUUCUGCUCUACCUGGAACACCUGGUGCUUGAGAAGAGAUUGCAGAAAGAGAAGUAUCACACACAUCUGGCCGUGCUGUAUGCAGACAAAGUCCUGGGCCUGAUAUCACGAUCAUCAGCCAAUGAGGAACAACUGUCUGCUGCCCGCCAGAAACUACAACGGUUGCUGAAAGAGUCCAAUCUCUACAGAGUCCAGCUAUUACUAGGUAAAGUUCAGGACUCUGAGCUGCUGCUACAUGAGCGAGCUACACUACAUGGGAAGUUAGAGGAACAUGACAAGGCCUUGCACAUUCUAGUGCACCAGCUCAAAGACUCUCCUGCGGCUGAGGAAUACUGCUCCUGGGCCUCUGCAUCUCAGGACCGGUCCUUCCGUCAGAACCUUUUCCACCAACUCUUGAGCGUUUACUUGGACCCGGAUUACCAGGAGGGGCACAAGACAAUAGCUGCAGUCGACCUGCUUAACCGACAUGCUGAAGAUUUUGAUGCGGUGCGUGUGUUAAAGCUCCUCCCAGAGGAGUGGUCUCUACCGUUACUCCGUCCUUUCCUGUGUGGGGCGCUGAGGGCUAGUGUUCAUGCACGUUGCACUUCCCAGGUUGCAGUGGGGCUGGCCCGGGCACAAAACCUUCAGCUUCAAGCAUGACAGGCUGAAGUAUCGAGGCGGUCCAGUGUUAGUGUCUGAAAAGAAGGGAUGCCAGCUGUGCCACAAUACCUUCAGUGAGCCAGACUGCGCCUGCUUGCCCGGUGGAACGCCGGUCCACAUUCACUGUGUCGCCAAGAAAGCCCGGGACUUCCCAAUAGAGCGCCAGCAUGAAAACGCCCACCACAGCAACCACACAUGAAGCUGAUCAGUGCUGUGGGGCAGGAGACACAUGCUGUACCGCACGCGUGAGAAGGCUGAGCGCAUCGGAGCCCAUGCGAGAGCACUUGAUGCGAACGGGACCUGAGGGAGUCGGGCAUCAAAUACGUGUUUUGGCAAUUGAGAUGCUAUUUAUUCCAUACACACAACACUGACAAUGAAUAUGAACAUUUUAAUGAACGUCAAACUAAAAUCCAAAAAAACCUGACAUUGUCUGCUGGUUGAUCUUUUUAGCAUUGCCUUAUGAUGACUGGUCCAGUGGAUUGUCUUCGCUUUUAAAUGGGUGGUAUCCAUGGUAACUAUUAUUUGCAAACCAUUUGAGGUCAAAAUAUCAGUGUCUCGACCAUCUGUUCCCUGUGAGUGGAAUUAUCAAAAAUUGGUUCAUGCAAUUUCAACCGGUCGAUAGUUUUCAUUAAACACCAAAGUUACUUGCUCUGUUCUCAGAGAGUGACGGGUUAUGGCCUUAAGUGAUUGCGUCGUGAUUCUUUUAAUAUAAGGGAGAAAUGCUUAAAAAGAAAAAUGAUUUUGAAUAUGGUUUGUGGUCAUCAUAGCUCGUUUAAACUCGUUAUUUUCUGAGAUAAAAGGGAAGAUUUUCCAGAAUUCCCUUGUUCAUCUUCUGGCUACAAGUCCGAUCUGGAGUGUAAAAUUCUGCAAUGAAAGUCUAUGAUUAAUUGGCACAACCCAAGAGAAAUAUUCUUGUUUCUCUCUCCCUCUUUCCCAAGCUUGAUUUGGCUUUUCCUUCAAAGUCAAGUUUAAGAUGCAAAGUGAUAUUUAGUCAAACGGUAACCAUAUGAAACAAACCGAUGGACUCAGGCUGUGUUUGUGUACAUGUUAUAAUGAAAUGCUAAAGUUGCUUAUUACAUCCAAAAUGUUUUUUCUCAUAUGCAUGUGGUGAUGUGGAUACGAGUCAUCAUGUCUUACUGCUAAGCUGUGAUUUUAAAGAUCAAAACAUAUUUUAACAUGAUCAAUUACGUUGUGUGGUUUUUAGGGAAGCACGGUAGCAGAGGGUUUCGCUUGAGAAUAAUCUCUAACCUUAUAUUUGAAAUAUUUUCUCUGUGAAAGUGGGAUUUUAAAGGGGGAAUAAGUGAAGGGGGGGGAAAAAAAGCACAUAAUAAACACUGCCUACUUAAUAAAUACUAAAAAUGACCUCUGCUAUAGCCAGGGAAUGGUAUGGAUUACUAGUUGCCUUGAGAUGCUUUUACAGAAACGGUUUAACAAGUGAAACUAUUACAUUUAUUAUAGUGGUCAUUGGCUGCAGGGAUAAUGCGAAGUUGUAUCCAAACAAAAUUGUCCCAUAGUUACACAUUAUUUAAAUACUGUUGCACACAAUAUCUUAGGUUGUGGAUCCAGUCUUGAAAUGCCGGUGUAGGGAAGUUUAUGUGCGCCGUUUGGUCUUUGCUUUGAUUUGCUGAUGCGUUUCUCCCAGAAAAAGUUCCAUUCGUCAUCCGUGCAACCAGAUCGUUCCUCCUCCUCCUCGUCUGUCUGAAGUGAGACUAUGAACUUUUUCAGCUUGAGCAUCUAAAUGGAAACCCUCUACAUUGCUACGUCUCUUUAUAUCCACUUAAAGUAUUUUAUACAUAUAAAUAUACAUGGAUACUGGUGUGUACAUACUGUAUUAAUUACUGUUUGUUGCUUUGUAAAUCAAUGGCAGUGUAGGUGGAAUGUACAGAAUGUAAAGACGUCCAUUUUAAUAAAUGAUUAUGCCUACAUGAA
Megalobrama amblycephala (Wuchang bream) is the source of this 4506-nucleotide messenger RNA. RefSeq names its product transforming growth factor, beta receptor associated protein 1 (gene tgfbrap1). Gene Ontology annotation, cellular component: membrane; cytoplasm. Gene Ontology annotation, biological process: autophagy; vesicle-mediated transport; intracellular protein transport. The record is from RefSeq and is a predicted model, not a curated record. NCBI's taxonomy places the organism in Eukaryota, Metazoa, Chordata, Actinopteri, Cypriniformes, Xenocyprididae.